Molecule: messenger RNA, 7495 nt
Organism: Trichechus manatus latirostris (Florida manatee)
Lineage: Eukaryota; Metazoa; Chordata; Mammalia; Sirenia; Trichechidae
Gene: GCLM
Product: glutamate-cysteine ligase modifier subunit
Exons: 7
Coding region: 1678-2520 (280 amino acids)
Biological process (GO): glutathione biosynthetic process
Cellular component (GO): glutamate-cysteine ligase complex
Molecular function (GO): glutamate-cysteine ligase catalytic subunit binding; enzyme regulator activity
Source: RefSeq, a predicted model, not a curated record
AGGUGGGCGGUUCCGGAGGCUGGGCCGGUGACCGUGCUCCGGGCGCAGCCGAGGCGCGAACCUGGGCUUCGCCCGCGGGAGGAGGCUGGGGCCCGUGUCGGCGCGACAUCGGAUCCAAACCUGCUGCUGGAGAUAAAGCGGCUUAAAAACUUGGCAGGUGCAACUUCACACCGAAUGACGCCUCUAACAGUGCUCACGGCUGAUAGCAAAACUCUCUAACGUAUUGUAUUGCUCUCAUCGACAGUGGGGUCAGAGAGGGCCAGCAAAUCGCUCCAUCCCUCUCCUCGCCUCUCGUUCCCUUCCCACACUGUACAGGUAAAGAAUUGUUCUAGAGGUUAGCUUUUGGUCGAUUCAGUUAAAGUAAUAUUAAUACAUUUAACUUUUAGGAUGUUGACAGUAGUUUCUCUAUUACUUUGAGGCAACUUACUAAACACUCAAAUUUUGUUUUGGAAUAAGGUAUAUAUUUUUCUUGCCAAAAAUUAGUCUAAUUGCAUUUGCCUAAAGGCUGAUUACUAACUUGGGAUGGCAGAGAUUAAUCUGGAAUUACACGCUUGUUAUUAUUUGUUUUUGGUCAUUCAUGAGUGGAUAGUCAACCAUUGACUGUGCACAAAUAAUUACUGAGGCAUAUUGUGUUAGGGGACAAUUUCAGUAUUAAAAAUAAUAAAGUAAACCUUUAGGGCUCCAGUGCCUAUGUGGUACAAAUGGCUAACAUGAUGUGGUGGACUUUAACCGAAAGGUCGGCCAUUCAGGUCCACCCAGAUGCCCCUUGGAAGAAAGGCCUGGCAGUCUAACUUCCAAAAAAUCAGCCAUUGCAAACCCUAUGGAGCACUGUUCUACUCUGAGGCACGUAGGAUGGCCAUGAGUUGAAAUUGACUCAAUGGCAACUUGUUUGCUUUCUAGUUUAGGAGCUCUGGGACUUUGGGAAAGUUACCUCUUAGAGUCUGUUUACAUAGCUUUAAAGUUGGGUAAUAAUACCUUCCUUGUCAGGUUGUUGUGAGGAUUAAAAUAGGUAAUAUAUUAAAAUGCUCACCAUACAGGAGUUUAUCUCCCUUAUCACCUCAUUCAGUCAGAAAGAUCAAAUAAAUCUUGAUUAGAAGAAAAAUCCUAAACAAUUUCGUAUUAUGAUGAUGUUAUCAGCUGUUUUCCUAGGCAGUUUCUGCUUUUUAAUAGAAAAUUUUGGUGGUAGACUAUGUGCAACACGCGGCUUCCCCCUGAGUCUGUGCUGGACUUGUGUCCAGGCCUGGUGUUAGGAGUCAGCGCGCCUUUAAUAGAAGUCAGAAUCCAUACCUUAUUCUGGGUCCAGGUUCCAGUUCGGUUUGUAUGUUUUUUUAAACCACACACUUUUACUGUUCUCUCCCAAAGAUAAAUAUUCCUGUAUUUAGAACCUCAAUUUCUGCCAAUGAUGAUGGUUCGAUACAACAUCUUGCAUGUAUGUUGAUAAUAUUGGGUGAAAUUUUCUCUCUUAUCUCUCUACGACACAGUCUGCGCUGGUGGCUUUCGAUGUUUUUUUGUUUUGUUUUUUACUGCAACCACAGUAUAAGUAUAUGAAACACAAGUUUCACCAAAAAAAUUAAUUCUUCCUAUAUAUACUAUGUUUUCUUGUUUUUUCUAUCCUAUUUUAAUUUUUUUAAAUGUGAUUUCUUAAUGCACUGAGUCACAUGCCACAGUUUGAAAAACAUGGUUCAAAUAUCUAAUUCUGGAGGAACUCCCAGGACUACGGCCCUAAGACACCCUUCUGAACUGGAAUUGAAGCUAUUCCCGGAGACCACCUUUCAGCCAAACCAUAGACAGGCCCACAAAAUAAACAGUAACACCCAAGAGCUUCGAGAUUGUAUCCAAAAGACCUUGAAUGAGUGGAGUGCCCAAAUCAGCCCAGAAUUGGUCAGGGAGUUUCCAGAUGUCUUGGAGUGUACUGUCUCUCAUGCAAUAGAAAAGAUAAAUCCCGAUGAAAGAGAAGAAAUGAAAGUUUCUGCAAAACUCUUCAUUGUAGGAUCAAAUUCUUCAUCAUCAACUAGAAAUGCAGUUGACAUGGCCUGCUCAGUCCUUGGAGUUGCGCACCUGGAUUCUGUCAUCAUUGCUUCACCUCCUAUUGAAGAUGGCGUUCAUCUUUCCUUGGAGCAUUUGCAGCCAUACUGGGAGGAAUUAGAAUACUUAGUGCAGAGCAAAAAGAUUGUUGCUAUAGGUACCUCUGAUCUAGACAAAACACAGUUGGAGCAGCUGUACCAGUGGGCACAGGUAAAACCAAACAGUAACCAAGUUAAUCUUGCCUCCUGCUGUGUGAUGCCACCUGAUUUGACUGCAUUUGCUAAACAGUUUGACAUACAGCUAUUGACUCAUAAUGAUCCAAAAGAACUGCUUUCUGAAGCAAGUUUCCAAGAAGCUCUUCAGGAAAGCAUCCCUGACAUUCAAGCGCACGAGUGGGUGCCACUGUGGCUGCUGCGAUAUUCUGUCAUUGUUAAAAGCAGAGGGAUUAUUAAAUCAAAAGGCUACAUUCUACAGGCUAAAAGAAGGGGUUCUUAACAAUAAUUUAUGAUCACAACCUACUGACUUCGUAUUUUCCUUGAAUAUAAGAUAAAAUUCAGAUGUGUAAAAAUCCAAAUGGUGUCUUUGAGGCAAAUGUGCUUUAGUUGUAUUUGACAAUAUGUUGUCUAUCAAGUAUUGAAUACUUUUCUUGCCUUCAUAUUAAUUCACUCACAGGAACCAUUGUAUUGUUUUCAUUAAACUAUUGUUUUCUAAUUGAAAUUGUCUAUAAAGAAAAUACUUGCAAUAUAUUUUUCCUUUAUUUUUAUGACUGAUAGAAAUCAAGAAAAUUGUUGUUAAAUAUAUUUUGGCCUAGGUAUCAGGGUAAUGUAUAUACAUAUUUUUUAUUUCAAAAAAAAUUCAUCAAUUGCUUCUUACUCUAUAGUAUAAGCAACUUAAUUACAGUUGUUAAAACUGAAAUACUGGAAGCUAUUUUUUCUGUCAUUGAUAAAAUAAUUAUAUCUUAGAAUAACUGGAGAAGCUGGGAUCUACUAGUACUGUAAAUAAAGUUCAUUUCUUCAAUACAUGAAUGCAAACUUAAAUUUUUUGUGUGUACUUGCUUGUAGCUUAGCUAUAACAAUUUAACCUUGUAUGCUUGUGCCAUAUUUUUUUUUGCUACUAUUUACAAAGACAAACCAAAGUAAAUCUGAAAAGGAGAAUAGAAGAAUUUGAAAUUAUUGUUUGGAGGUUUUAUAAAAGAACUAUUAUCAGUGUCCAGAUUUUUUUAAAAUUCUUGAUUCAUCCUUAAUAUUUUGCUGCUCAUUCAAGAAUAUUCUAGAAGUUUUGAGCACUUACCAUGUGUUGGGCAUUGUGGGCUCUGACGACAGUAGGGAGCACAGUGAGUAGAAAGCCAGGGAUGAAGAAUCAGUGGAGUAAAAUAUGUGAUAACUGACUUAGAACUGACCAAGAGGGACUAAAAGCCAAAAAAAUGGGUAAAAAAAUCUUUAAUUCAAGGCUAAAGUUGCCUACUUAAGACAACUUUGAGAUAUGGCCUCAACUAUUUAAAAGCAAAACAAUAUAAUCAAAAGUUUAGAGCUAGAAGAUACUAGCUCUUCUAGUAAUUCCUCAUUAAGAACCAGAAAAUAGCAAGUAAAUAAGCUGUGACCUCUGAUAUAUACUGUCCAAAAACCUACUACUGUCAAGUCGAUUCCGGUUCAUAGCGACCCUAUAGGACAGAGUAGAACUGCCUCAUAGGGUAUCCAAGGCUGUAAAACUUCAUGGAAGCAGAAUGCCAUAUCUUUCUCCUGUGGAGCAGCUAGUGGGUUUGUACCACUGACUUUCUGGUUAGCAGCCAAGCACUUACUCACUUGAUAUAUACUGUAGGUCUCUUUAAUUCUAUAAAUUUGUGCCUAUAACCCAAAUAGUUUGAAAAAGUCUUUAAAAAUGUAUGUCCAUCAAUAUGUUUAAACCAUGAGCCUAUAUAAAAUAAUUCACUGACGUUUUCUCAGUUUAGGAGAAAGAACUAGACAUAUGAUAGUUCCAUAUUCAAAAUAAAUAUACCAGAAUCUAUUAAAGUUUUGUAGUUUACUGAUAGAAUAACUUGAUCAUUAGAAUUAUAAUGUGAAAUCAGCUAAUUUACCUGCUACAACUUGUUUAGAUUUUGCACUUUCUAAAGCCAUUUAGCCAUUAUAUGAAUUGUAUGUAAUGUUACUAAAUACAUAUUAACAACCCAUUGCCGUAGAGUUGAUUCCAGCUCAUAGCGACCCUAUAGGACAGAGUAGAACUGCCGCAUAGGGUUUCCAAGGAGCAGCUGGUAGAUUUAAACUGCCAACCUUUUGGUUAGCAGCCGACCUAUUAACCACUGCACCACCAGGGCUCCUAAAUAAAUAUAGUCAACUUUUUUAUUUGGAAAUAUACAGACUUUUUUUCAUAUAACAUAAACAUCUUUAAACAAAUGGUCAUUUUAUUUUAAGCCUAUAUAGUGAACUGGUGGAGGUAUUUUAAGAGGGAACUGUAAUGUCGCAUUUAUUAUUUUUUAAAAUCCUGUACUUAGAAAAAUGAAUUGUUUGAAGGAUUAUUUUGACAAUGGAAAGAAACCUAUGUUGCUAAUGUAUCCAAACUUCAGCAGAAGAUUUUUGUGGCUUUUUCCCCCCACUCUUGACAAAGAAGCAAGAUUAUAGAUUAAUUUUGUGAAAAGGACCAUGUAUGGAAUGUUUAAAUGAGUUUUCUGUUUGUUUCACCUCUGUCUGUUAAAUUUCUGUUAUUGAAUAACCUUACUGAUUUUUUAAAGGCUUUAUAAUUUUCCAAACUAAUGUUCACAUCCUUCUUUUCCUUUUAUCAUGACCUUUCAGAAUAUAGUGUUUACUUUUCUAAUAUUUAAUUUUAAGGACUUAAUGUUUUAAAAGCCAUAAAAUAAAGAGUAACACUACCAAAUAAUUGCUUAAAACCAAAAGCUAUUUAUCAACAGCAUAUGUGACAGUUAUGUCUUCUGGGGAAAUGGAUAGCCAAUGACCAGAUAUCAUUUAUAUGAUUGGUUUUUUUCUAGUAAACAUAAAAAGAAGCUGCAGCUUGUUCAUACAUUUUGAAAAAAUCCUGGAGCCUUAUUUUAAUACAGUGUGUUGUAUUUUGGGAUUUGUUUUAUGAUGAGUCUGUCUUGGACUCACAUCCAAGACACUAGAGUCACCAGAAGGAGCAAGGUGUCAUAAAAUACAGUCAUUUGGUGUAAACUCCGAAGACUACAUUGUACCAGCACACUAAUAAAGUUUUCAUUUAGGGAUGGCCAGUGUUGGAACUUGGAUCACAACCGAUACCAGUUGCCGGCAAGUCAGUUCGGACUCACAGUGACACCAUGUGUUUCAGAGUAGAAGCGCGCUUCAUUGCGUUGUCCACGGCAGUGAUCUUUUGGUAGUAGACUGGUAGGCCUUUCUUCCGAGCUGCCCUGGGUGGAUUUGAACCUUCACCCUUCUGGUUAGUAGUCUGGCACUGAACUGUUUGUGCCACCCAUGGACUCCUUGAAUCACAAUAACCAAAUAAUUUUUCAGUUCUCAAAAACGAUCACUUGGACAACUAUGUAAAAUAAAAAAUAGUUACUCUAUUUUGCAUGAAUGGUUCAGACUUCAGUACCAGAGCCAAGUAGUGGUAGAAAUUGGAUCGUGUUUUUCAGCAAUUAAAGGUCUCCGUAUCCCGUUGUGUCAAGUCGAUUCAAACUCAUAGUGACCAUAUAGGACAGAGUAGAAUUGCCCCAGGGGGUUUCCUAGGCUGAAAUCUUUACAGGAGCAGAUGGCCAGGUCUUUCCUCCCUCUGAGCUGCUGAUGGGUUCAAACCACCAACCUUUCGGUUAGCAGCUGAGUGCUUAAGCACUGCACCACCAGUGCUCCUUAUUAAAAGUCUAAGGCUCAUCUAAUUAUGUCUCUCUUAUGGUAAUAUUUUCUUUCUAAUGGUUCCAUCCAGUAUUUUCCAUAUUUGGGAAUAUAAGUAACAUAUAUUUGUUGUAUAUCAGCUGACAAUUCACUUUCUUCAAAUGUACAUUUAGAGAAAUAUGAAGUUGUUUUAAUGAGGAUUUAUACCAUUGUAUCAAUUGUGUUUUCAUACUCAAAUAUACCAAUUUAUGACUCUGAACCUAUUUUUUUCAUAGCUAACUUCCUAAUGUACCAGAACUUGUACCUGUCUUUUUCCCAUAAAGUUGGUGAUGGAAUUUGUCAGUUUUAUUUCUGAAAAGUAUGUAACAUGGCUUUCAUUAAUAUUCUUCUUGUUUUCAGACUUAGAAAUACACUUAAGAGAGGAAAUGUUUUAAUUAGAUAAUUCUACUUUUUCUUAUAUCUGUGUAGUGGUGUACUAUAAAAUAAAAACAAAAUAUAAAGUGUUAUUAAUAAAAUAUAACAGCUUUUAAUUUUACCUAUAUUACAAUUUAAUUAAAUUGUGAGUUGUAUAUCUUUUAACUAAGUUGUUUCAAUAGAUGCAAACAUACUGAUUUCAAACUAUUUGAGCUCAAACCCAGUAUGAUUUGAAAAUAAAUUAUGAAUAACUUUUUAAAAAUCCAAACCAUGAAGAUAUACAUGCAUUCAUUCAAUAAACAAGCAUUUAUUGGGCGCUUGUUAUGAACUGGGCACUGCAAAUUUCUGGGGACGGAUACAGAGAUGAAAACCUCAAUCUUCAAGGACCAUAUUAUUUGGUAUGGCGAAUUUGGUGGGGAGAGAUCUGUACAUGAAUGAGAGCAACAGACAGUAUCUGUCAAUGAUAGAAGUGGUGAAAAGGACUUGGAUGCAUAUGGAAGGGACAGGGGCUGGGGAGUAGGGUAAAGACGAGGAAGGCUUCCCUGAAGAAAUUAGCCUUGGAGUUGUCUCAAAGGACAUGGUGUGAGUUGCCAUUCUGGGCAGAAGCCCUAGUUUGCCUGGUUUGUAAAUACGCGUUUAUUGAAUGUAUAAAUGGUGAAGGGUUCAAUGAAUGGUGAAGUAGUUUAUAUGUAAACUUUAGAAAUUCAAGGGAAACACUUUCUUCAAAAGCUUGUGCUUAGCAGAUAAAAAGGAAUGGCUUCUGUUGAGAUAAGAGUAGGUAAGGUUGGAAAAUUACAUUUCAUAAAAGAGACAAACUAAAUCUUAACCAACUCCCCUAAAUACAGCUAGAUAUGGCUGCAUAUAGUUCCAUUACCAGCGUAGUGAAAACCUUAAUGUGUAUCCCUCAGCAAUGACUAAAUGUAUAAAAUGUCAUACAAGAUUUUAGUGUCUAUUGGUCCAUUAUUUUAAGAUUCAUGUCUUCCGGUAAUCCUUACUUAUUUUGAUUCAGCUGUUUUCCCUGUUUCUUUGCGCACUGUUUCUUGCAUCCUACUCCUUUUAAGCUCACUUUUUCCUUCCUACCUAUGUCCUUAGUAAUUCUUUCACUGAAGUCUUUGGGGCAGUAAACUUUCUAGGUCCUGAUUUUCUUCCCUUGAAGUAGUCUGUCCUUUCUUUCUGGUCGCUUUUAUUUUUAGUUGAAAAUUUCCAUUUAUGUUGAUAUGUAUGUAAUUAGAACAAAGCAAGAAAAUAAAAACUUCACAUUU